GGCCGGUCUUCGUGAAAACCUAAAGAGCAAACAUCUGCUGGCUCACUUGUAUGAUCUCAUAGUGAACAACCAAGGUGUCGAAGGAGGUUAUCUAUAGAUGCCUCGCUCGUUAGAUUUAAAUUGUUCAGACGUAUCAUCAGCAGUAUGUAAGAGCAGCAGCUUUGCCAACUACAUAUUCAAAAAGGAAGAAGAAGAAAAGACUAAGAUCGAGGAGAUCCAAAUUCCAUCGGCCUCAGAGUUGUCUAAGAAGUUCAAUGUGGAUUUCAAGCCCACACGUGGAGGAAUCAGGGGCAUCAACUUCCAGACACCGGAGGAAGGCGGCGGCGAAGCAAACACGCUUUAUCUGCCGGAGAUCAAACUGGAAUCCGGCUCAGAAGUGGUGCUGAGAAACUUGGUGGCGUAUGAAUUGAAGCUGCAUUAUUCGCCGCCGCACAUUCACCUGGAUCCAAAUUAGAGCUUACAGAUUACGUUGAUUUGAUGUAUGUGCGGCAUUGUGGAUACGACUGAAGACGUCAAGUUACUGCGCAACAACGGUAUUAUUGAAGAAGGCGGUCUGAGCGACGAAAAAAUCGCAGAAAUGUUCAACGGGAUUAACAGAUCCGCCGGCGGCGGCGAGCAGUCGGAGAGCCAGAAGGCGGUGGAGGAAUUGGAGAGCAAGAUGAUGUGGAAAAGGGCGUAUAAGUUUUGCAACAAGAUCGUGAAGUGUACAAAGGAAUUACUUGUCAAGAAACCGGCAAUUAUAGCCAUGAAAUAUCUCACCUCUAUCUUCUUGGCAGCUCUGCUAAUACUGCAAGCAUAUUGUGACAUCUAUGACUGCAGCCGCAAGGAAUCUCAGACAACCAAUAUUGCAACUCGUUUAAUGUCUGUUAUUUAAUUUGUUACGUUUCAUCCUGCUAUAUAUGCAUGUCAGAAAAUAAUUUGAAGGAAAAUUUGUUGUUCUUA
Molecule: messenger RNA, 942 nt
Organism: Ipomoea triloba (trilobed morning glory)
Lineage: Eukaryota; Viridiplantae; Streptophyta; Magnoliopsida; Solanales; Convolvulaceae
Product: putative UPF0481 protein At3g02645
Exons: 2
Coding region: 98-454 (118 amino acids)
Source: RefSeq, a predicted model, not a curated record